AUGGCCCCUGUCACGUAUACCCCCCAAGACUUACUUCGAAUGCGGGCUGCUCCCGCCAGAAAAGAGGUGUAUGACGAGAUUUGCCAGAAACUGCAGAAGGAGGCUUCUAUCGAAGAUAUUCUGCGUCUACCCGUCAACAGAUCCUUGCCUUUGAUCCCUGAAGAAGAUACUGAAAAGCUUACAACUGCCCCCAACGGCAAUCCUGGCCCUGUUCAACAGCUUGAUGGCACCGAUUCUGAAUGGAGAUACCGCGGUCGGACAGAAAAUGAAUGUGGCGAGCCACAGCCAAUCUCUGCGCCAUCCGGUCUUGUUGCCCAAAAAGACGAAGGCUUUCAGCGAUUUUACAAGGCCGUAGUCUCGCCUACUCAUGUCAGAGUUACAGCAGGCGGGCGCAUUGUUCCAAACACGAGAGCUUCUUCAUCACCCACUGGCAAAUGGACAAAGGACAAGCCUUCGUCGGGCAGUCUCUUCGCCGCCCGACCUAUGGAGAGGGAUGCAGCCGACAUAGCGGCAGCAAAUGGCACCCAGUACCCAUUCGGCGCCUUCCCUUCUUUAUAUCCAGGAUAUGCUCCUGCCAUGCACGGAUCGCCAUACCCAAUGUUCCCCUGGCAGAUCUACAACACGUUUUGUUUGCCGGCACCUAUGCCACAAGCCGCCUUCCCGAAACCCAGUGACAAAGAUAACUCACGCAACCAGCAGGAUGGCGUCGAUGACCGCCAGGAAGCAUCUGACCCUUCUCAGCACCAAGCUUCCGCCCCUACAGAUGGUAGCCGGCCCUUUUACUUCAAUGGACAGUGGCCUAUGACUCAUAACCCAUCCCUGUUUGCCUACGGUAUGCCUUCAUUCUCCGGUUUCCCUCAUCCGUCGAUGGUUGGCCCUGUUGCAGUACCGCCGGCAAUACAGCCUACACCUUCUUCCCUGACCUCGGUCCCGGCUCAUAUACCUGUGCCUGCAUCUUCCAAGUCUGACAAGCCUGUCACGGGGACCGCAAAACCCGGCCCUGCUGUGGCUGCAUCACCAACGACACCGGCUUCGCUGCCGAACCCUCCUAUCUCGUCGAUUCGACCCAGUGAAAUUACCAAGAAGCAAAUCGAUGUUCUCAAGGGAUCCUUGAAAUACCUAGAAGAUCAACUUCUAUACAACAAACAUCAGAUUGAUGAAAAGUGGAUGGAGUAUCAGGCACACAUGGUUCGGCAGCAAGUAGGCCAAUUCGAGAAGAACCUACAGAACCAAAAGAGCUUUGAGGAAAGUUAUUAUCCGAAAUCCAAGGAUAAUUCUUCCGCAUCGUCGGUCUCUGUUACCGCCCAAAACCCCUCCACAGACGAAUCAUCUGCCCAACCACCGAACGAUGGCACGGGCAAUUCUGGCCAGAAGCCAUGGCGUGAGAAGGACCACGAAUAUUUUCAAGCACACCAAGGCAUCAACUCCACCAAGUCGGUCAGUCUGUUCGCUCCAAAGAGGCUCGGUAGCAACGCGGAGCCUACCAAGAAAAUUUCCACGCUGCCAGUCCAUGCGGCUCUUGCACCCCCCUUCCAACCACAGAAUGAAGGCCCUGGUCGAUCCUCGUUUUUGUCUUCGCGAAAGCCAGAUACUCCAUAUCUCAUUGGCAUGAUUCCCGCCGGGAGCAAUCAGGACAAAGCACGGGAGACUGGGUACCAAUAUGCACGAGACCUUACCGAUGAUGAGCUUCGUGCACGCCAUAUGUACUGGGGCAAGGCUCCUCAUCACUUGCAACGUGGUCUUCCCAAGUUUGAUGGCAAAGACUUUUACCCACCGUCCCCCACAAGAGAUCGAACUUCUGAGUCAAAUGAUUCAUUCAUGGAGAUUCAAUCUGAGAGCGACGGCCCACGAAGUGCUAACGGAUCCGUAUAUGACCCAUUCCGAUCCUUGGGCAGACCAAGACAGCGAGUGCCUCGAGGCCCUUUGGGGCAGACGACGCAGUCCGAAGCGUUGGCCCGGAACUCGAGCUGUGGCAGCUCAGUCAUCGAGCGCGGUACAUCCUGCACUGGCAAAAUUGUUCACCAAAAUGAGAAUGCUCGCAAGACUGUGGACCAACCGGCAAAUACUGUUGCUGUCUCUUCGAAAUUGAUGAACUCGGAUUCUGAAGAAGGCGAUGAUGGUCGGAGCAUCCUCUUCAAGGGCCGCAAGCCCGCAACCUCGGGGACCAAAUCACGCAAUGAAAUCUGGCAGAGUAUGCUCCACAAGGGAAAGUCGAGCGGGCAGCUCGUACCUAGCACAAUUUCAUCGGCCACAGCCCAGGGUGUUCUUCCACAAUAUCGAGGCCACGCCACAGCGUACUUGACUCCAACCAUCGCAAAUACCUCCACACCAGCACGUUCUGCCACGGCAAAUGGAGGUGAUUUGACUCGGCUCAAGUCUCCAGAGCCUGUACAGACCGAGAAUGUGCCACCGACCGUGGCCAACGACAAUGAAUCGAUUCGUCAAGCCAACCUUCACAAAUUUAACCCACAGGGAAUAUUGUCGCAGUAA
This is a messenger RNA of Cordyceps militaris CM01, 2490 nucleotides long. RefSeq lists its product as uncharacterized. The record is from RefSeq and is a predicted model, not a curated record. The transcript is spliced from 3 exons. The coding region runs from base 1 to 2490 and encodes 829 amino acids. Lineage: Eukaryota; Fungi; Ascomycota; Sordariomycetes; Hypocreales; Cordycipitaceae.